Molecule: messenger RNA, 597 nt
Organism: Puccinia triticina
Lineage: Eukaryota; Fungi; Basidiomycota; Pucciniomycetes; Pucciniales; Pucciniaceae
Exons: 2
Coding region: 1-597 (198 amino acids)
Biological process (GO): protein transport to vacuole involved in ubiquitin-dependent protein catabolic process via the multivesicular body sorting pathway
Cellular component (GO): endosome
Molecular function (GO): protein binding
Source: RefSeq, a predicted model, not a curated record
AUGGAGCACCGGAGGUUCAAAAAGUCCGAGGAAAAAGCUAAUCUCAUUCAAACCAAAGGACAAAGGUGUGAAACAGAUGAUACAGAACUUGUCACUGCCCUCGAAUACGCCGGUUUGCCCACAAGCUACGAGAAAUUUAGUGACUUUGUCAGCAAUGGAUUGGCGCGCCUGUGUGAGAUGACCAAACCUCCCAACCAAGCUCUUGAAUUGGCAGAAGAGGUUCAACAGGGCAAGGAAGUCAUGCCAAUCAAAAAGAUGCGGGAGGAGUCAACUGGCCUGCGUAACAAAGUCCUUCAGGAUCUUGACAGCAUCCAACAAAAGCUCAACACCGACGCUCACAAUUGUGAACAAAUGCGCGUAAAAUAUGAUCACCUGUGGGAACAGCAACCCUCUUCUAACUUUACCAAAGCAUGGCGGCACAGCUUGAAAUCCCAUCGAGAAGCACUUGAAGCAGCCAAGAAGUCCAAUCAGCAAAUUGAUGAGAUUUGGCAAUCGCCAAAGACGGACCUUGAAACUUUAGCUGAUCCAACUGUGGAACCGGAACUCACCACUUGGCUCCCACUAUUACCCCCGUCAGUUCUGACUGAACCAGACUGA